Messenger RNA from Trichogramma pretiosum, 2030 nucleotides. Its product is annotated as orexin receptor type 1. The transcript has 8 exons. NCBI's taxonomy places the organism in Eukaryota, Metazoa, Arthropoda, Insecta, Hymenoptera, Trichogrammatidae. Gene Ontology annotation, biological process: neuropeptide signaling pathway. Gene Ontology annotation, molecular function: neuropeptide receptor activity. Gene Ontology annotation, cellular component: membrane. Bases 409 to 1911 code for a protein of 500 amino acids. The record is from RefSeq and is a predicted model, not a curated record.
UCUGUUUCUGCUGUGCGUGUUAUAUAUACCUCGCGGCGAUCGGUGCGCGAGUGUGUCUGUGCUUUUUUGUCACAUGUAGUGCGUUACGCUUCUCUGUUGAUAUUUUAUCUCUGUGGUGAAAAAUUCAAGUGAUAUGUAGCUAUUGGGCGGUGAGGAUUCAAGAUGCUUAGUGAAUUAUGAUUAAUACAUAGUAAAGAGUGUUACAUUUUUUCAGAAAAGAAAUCGUUUUUACUGCUCUACAUUUUCGCUCGAGUGUGUAAGUCAGUACCAAUAACAAGUGCUGCGGUAGUUAAUAUAAUCCAUACCCCAUCCAACACCAUCGGCAGAAUCUCGAAUAUCUCCGAACUUUUGCCUUUCGUCUCGUACCCCGAGACAAAUUAUAAGGAUCGUAAUUGGAAAGAAAAAAAUAUGCAGCUGAUGUUGCGAGACGCGAGCGAAAUACCGGAUCAGUAUAUACCGCAGAUAACGGAAAUUCUCAUCGGCUAUGGGAACGAGACGCGCGACUUUUCCAAGCCUCUGCUGGAUCCGCACUUCGCCAAUACGUAUCCCGUCUUCGUGGCCAUUUACGGGGUCUUGAUUUUGGCCAGCAGCCUGGCGAACUUCGCCAUGAUCAGGCACAUCUUUUACCACAAGCUUCACAAGGAGGCGACCUGCGCCUUUCUGGUGAACAUCUCGCUGGCCAACUUGUUACACGUCAUGUUCGUUUUGCCGCUCACGCUGGAAGUCAUAUUGACGAAGAAUUUUAUAUUCGGACAGUUUAUGUGUUACUGCCUGCCUAUGUUACAGGACACACCGAUACACGUGACCAUGAUGACGUACGUGCUCAUCGCCGCCGACAGGUAUCGAUUCUUAAUCGACCCGCGCAAGGCCAGAAUUCCGGCGUUCGUCUGCGCCAUGGGCUCCUGGUUCUUCGCCAUCUGCUUGGUGCUGCCGUUCCCGGUCUACACGUCUUACUUCGACGCCGCGGUAUCGCCGCUUCUUCGUGGGCUUCAGCUGUGCUACGCCAAUUUAAUGGACGAUAUCAAGGAGUACAUGAGAAGUUUAUUCAUUGGAACUUACUUGGUCCCGUUAGCACUUAUCAUGUAUUUAUACGUCAGAGCGUCUCGAGAGCUGGAGAGACACGAAACUUUAACGGCUCUGGCUACCUUCAAAACGAGACUAAAAAAAGUGAGCAAUCCCGCAGAGAGGCAAAACAGUAACACGAGUUCCGAUGUCGUUGCUAUUCACACGAAACGCGAGGUUGGAUAUCCAAAAACGAGCGGCGGAACUAUUUCCGCCGUUUUCGAAAUCGAGGAGUGCGACGUUGACGUGCGCAAAGAGAAGCGAACGCAAAAAUAUCUCAUAUGCAUGGUCGUUGCGUUCGCCGCGUGCCUGGGCCCCUUGAUGCUUCUCAGACUCAUAAGACCGGCAAUAAAAGAAACCUAUUAUAACACGCACCACGUCGGAUUAGUUUAUAUUGCCCUCGUUUGGAUUGCGUUUCUGCCGUCGUUAUUGACUCCCUGCUUUUACGCGCAGUGGCAAAUGAAAAGAUUUUCCAGGUUUCUCUCCUCGAGACGCUCGACCGGCGUCAGCGGCGCCAAUCAGCAGCGCUGCGGGGGAUCGUCCUCGAUGCUCGACGACCAAGACGACGAUCAACGCCGUCUGCAGCGCCGAUCGCACGUCAGCAGCUCGUGGUGCAGCGAGGCCGGCACCGUGGCCAGUGUCUCGUCCGGCCAAUUGUGCCCUGUCGGAGCGAGGAUCGGUGGUGCCGGUGGCAUCUGCAGCAGCACCACCAACACCACCGUGAUCAGCUGCUCGUCCAUUCCUCACGUCGAGGCCGCCGCCGUUGCCGCACGACUGCAGAUGCAGCAGCAGCAGCAGUCGCUGGUGCCGAUUAGCCAUAAAUCCUACAAGAGUAAUCUCGCGCGGUAAGAUCGAUUUAAUAGGGACACGCGCGAGCGCUACGUUUGAAUUGAAAAUUCGGGAAGAAGCUGAGACGAAUUGUAACGUCGCGCGACGAAGACGUAUUGGAUUCCCCGUGUACAUAUAUA